This is a messenger RNA of Neopsephotus bourkii (Bourke's parrot), 2730 nucleotides long. It is a transcript of the gene WNT11, whose product is annotated as Wnt family member 11. NCBI's taxonomy places the organism in Eukaryota, Metazoa, Chordata, Aves, Psittaciformes, Psittacidae. Gene Ontology annotation, biological process: multicellular organism development; canonical Wnt signaling pathway; cell fate commitment. The record is from RefSeq and is a predicted model, not a curated record. The coding region runs from base 477 to 1541 and encodes 354 amino acids. Gene Ontology annotation, cellular component: extracellular region. Gene Ontology annotation, molecular function: cytokine activity; frizzled binding. The transcript has 6 exons.
UUUCCGGUGACCACACGAACGAGCGAUUUCUGCUGCUAAUCAUUAACCGCUCAUUACAAUAACGCCCGUAGCACUUGCGGCACCGGCUCCCGGCCCCUCGGUGGGGCAGAGGGGAGGGAGGGGGGAAAACGAUCCCCAAGGGGGGAUAACUCAAGCCCAGCGGAGCCCCUGCCCUGCCCGCGGGGGGAUGCGCGGGGCGCGGAGCCCUUUGUUAUGCUAAUCCGGGCUGACAUCACGCCGCAUAUCAAAGCCGAGGGGGCCGCAUAUAAGGAGGCUCCGCGGGCUGCCCCGCCAGAGCCGGUCCGGACCCCGCGCAGCCCCGGCACGGGUGCAGGUUGUUCAAUGCCCAAGGACGAGCAACACCCAAACUGAAGGGAAAUACGUUGUGCAGAAAAUCAGGAAAACCCCUUUUUUGUGUUAUUCUUUUUCCUUUGGAGAAGCCGAUUUCCUUCAUCAAGUGGGGGAAAGUGGAGAAAAUGAAGCCGAAUCCACGAUUUUUCUUAGCUGGUUUUCUGUCCUUGAUUCUGCAGACGGGGCUUUGCUAUGGGAUAAAAUGGAUAGCCUUGUCCAAGACUCCUUCAGCUCUGGCCCUGAAUCAAACCCAGCACUGCAAGCAGCUCGAAGGCUUGGUGGUUUCCCAGGUACAACUGUGCCGCAGCAACCUGGAGCUAAUGCAGACCAUCAUCCAGGCGGCACGGGAAGUGAUAAAGACCUGCCGUAAAACCUUCUCGGACAUGAGGUGGAACUGCUCUUCCAUUGAGCUGGCUCCUAACUACCUGCUGGACUUAGAGAGAGGCACAAGGGAGUCAGCAUUUGUGUAUGCCCUUUCUGCUGCUGCCAUCAGCCACACCAUUGCCAGAGCCUGCACCACCGGGGACCUCCCUGGCUGUUCCUGUGGUCCCAUCCCAGGUGAGACACCUGGACCUGGGUAUCGAUGGGGAGGAUGUGCAGACAACCUCAACUAUGGUCUUAUCAUGGGGUCCAAAUUUUCAGAUGCUCCCAUGAAGAUGAAAAAAUCAGGAUCACAAGCCAAUAAACUGAUGCAUCUGCACAACAGUGAAGUAGGGAGACAGGUCUUGAAAGCCUCUCUUGAAAUGAAAUGUAAGUGCCAUGGAGUUUCUGGGUCAUGCUCUAUCAAGACCUGUUGGAAAGGCCUUCAAGAGCUGCGAGACAUUGCAUUGGACCUCAAAAACAAGUAUCUAUCAGCCACCAAGGUCGUUCACCGCCCCAUGGGCACACGCAAAUACCUCGUGCCAAAGGAUAUUGAUAUCAGGCCGGUUAAAGAGACAGAGCUGAUUUACCUGCAGAGCUCGCCUGAUUUCUGCAUGAAGAAUGAAAAAGUGGGGUCGCACGGGACCCAGGACAGGCAAUGCAACAAGACCUCCAACGGGAGUGACAGCUGUGACUUGAUGUGCUGCGGCAGAGGCUACAACCCCUACAUGGACAAAGUGGUGGAGCGAUGCCACUGCAAGUACCACUGGUGCUGCUACGUGACCUGUAAAAAGUGCGAGAGGACUGUCGAGAGAUACGUGUGCAAGUGAGAUCCCUCCUGUCUCCACCCGGGAGCUGAGAUGCCAGCGGCAGCCCAGCACUAUACAGAGAAGAGAAAUCAUUUCCUCGACUAGACGUUGUUUAUCUUGUAAAGACACAGACUUGGAGGAAGAUGGUAGGAGGAAAACAACAAGCAUUCACACCAGUAAAGAGAAGACCCUUAAAACCCCAAAACCAAAUGUUUCCCCCGCCAAUAAAAUGCCCUCUGAGAAGACAAAAACUCAUUCGGGAUGUUAUCUUCUUCCCGAAUAUUUCCUAUAGUUGCCAGUGAUGUUCAACCAUCAAGUGCCUUAGUAUUCUGAGAAACAAAAGUAGAAAGCAGCUCUUGUUUGAAAACAACUACGGCUCCCAUUUACCUUCCAGCACAGGUACUCAGUCUGCAUUAGAACCAUCCCAAAAGGGAUAAAGCUACGACUUCUCAGAAAAAACUGCCUUUGUUGCCAAAGACUUUUAGCAGGAAAGCAUCCAUCCCAGAUGAUAAAAGUGGAAAGAUUUCAGGUCAAUGCCCUGAAAUGAACGAUUCAUUUUAACUUUUCUUUUACGCAGGUCUGAGACUUUGAAUUCACUUCUGCAGGAAAAGCUAUCCUUGGUUUAUCCAGGCUGGAUGGGGUUUUGAAUUCAGCCAUGCAAAAAAUCCCCUGGGAUCACAGAGACAGAAUAGGACUUUGUUGGGUCUGUGAGAUAGUAGUGGGGACAUUAGGGUAAAAUAUCAAAGUGAAGGCAAAAUCCAGUGGGAAGUGGGAAAAAAACCCAGCUCCUGCUCUCUUUCUGUCUUGCCCUUUGGGUACAAUGCCCUUAGUCACAUUGGGCCGUAUUGGGCUACCAAAUCCUUAGGGAAAUAUGUCGCUGCCUCAUUUUUCCCUAUACAAAGUAUUGACCCAGCCCCAAGAAACUGCAGAGAGCUGAGCAAGUCCUGUCCCUGCUGCAGGGAGCAGGGCAGCAGCUAUUCCCAGCAGGAAGGAAUGGGAACGUGUCAGUCCUUCACAUGGCCCUGCCUUGAGACAGCAGAGAACCACUAUCUGUGGCUGUACAUAUUUUGUAUGAGAACAUACAGAAAUAUUUAUAUCUCCUGCUUUUGUCUACUCUACUUCCUACAUAAAUAUAUCAUUAUGUUAUAAAGAAGCAUUAACAAUAGUAUGAAAUAAAUGCUGAAGUUACUGGUGCAACAGCAAAAUGUUA